Messenger RNA from Coffea arabica (coffee), 947 nucleotides. The record is from RefSeq and is a predicted model, not a curated record. NCBI's taxonomy places the organism in Eukaryota, Viridiplantae, Streptophyta, Magnoliopsida, Gentianales, Rubiaceae.
GUUCAUUUUUUUGUGGUUGUUUUGGUAAGAGAAUCCAGCAUUUUCUUUUAUAAUUGUGCAGGACCUGUACGACAGUUUCCUGGACAUUUCGAGGUUUCUAUGAGAAGGCACUACUGGAGUAUGAAAAGCACAAAAUGCGCUGUGGUGAACUUCCUUUUACUGAUGCUUCCUUUGUAGAACCAUCCGGCGCUGGCAAUCAGGCAGGUACCAGUCAAUCAUCAGGAUCAGGAAGAGCAAGAAGGGAUGCUGCAGCUCGUGCUAUGCAGGGUUGGCACAGUCAGCGUCUCCUUGGCAAUGGAGAGGUUGGAGAUCCGAUUAUCAAGGACAAAAAUUUGGUUUCAACACCAAAGCGUGAAAAGCAGCUGAAAAGCGUUGGUCUGCUAAAACGUAAAAAGGCGUCUCCUGUUGAUCAUCCUCUCCAUGGUGCAAGCAUGAAAGUAUCGAAACCACAACUGGAUACAAUGGUGGUAGAUAUUGGUAACCCGGCCGACUGGGUGAAGAUUAAUGUACAGAGAACAAAAGACUGCUUUGAAGUAUAUGCUUUAGUUCCUGGGCUUUUGCGCGAAGAGGUGCGGGUGCAAUCUGAUCCUGCAGGCCGCUUAGUUAUAUCUGGUCAGCCAGAACAGCUGGAUAAUCCUUGGGGAGUCACUCCAUUCAAAAAGGUAGUCAGCUUACCAUCCAGGAUAGAUCCUCAUCAGACAUCUGCUGUGGUUACCUUACAUGGCCAGUUGUUUGUGCGAGUACCAUUUGAGCAGUCAGACACCUAGAAUUUGGAAAAGGUACAUUGAGCUCCAUUUGCUCUGUCUGGUUAUCUGAAGACACAGAGAGAAGGAGAGAUUGUUGGGGGAAAUGGAGCUACGGAUGUCAAAUUUGCAAUGAAAGUUUGACUUUGUACUGCAAGCUCACAAUGAAGCUUAAAGUUUUUUUUUUUUUUUUUUUUUUUUUUU